Molecule: messenger RNA, 1485 nt
Organism: Volvox carteri f. nagariensis
Lineage: Eukaryota; Viridiplantae; Chlorophyta; Chlorophyceae; Chlamydomonadales; Volvocaceae
Exons: 8
Cellular component (GO): nucleolus
Molecular function (GO): RNA helicase activity; nucleic acid binding; ATP binding
Source: RefSeq, a predicted model, not a curated record
CUCAGCGCCUGGGCGGAGUUCGAGCUGCAUCCCGACGUGCUCGCGGGCCUGGCGGCGUGUGGCUUUACCUCCCCGACCCCCAUCCAGCGGGAGUGCCUGCACCCGGCCAUCCGCGCCCGUGUCGAUAUCAUCGGCGCUGCUCAAACGGGCUCGGGCAAGACGCUGGCGUUUGGGCUGCCCAUCAUGCACAAGCUGGCGGCGGAGCGGGCUGCCGCUGCGGCCGCGGACAUGGACAUGGAGGCGGGGUCGAUGGAGGAGGAGGGACAAGGGGAGGAAGGGGGGACCUCAGGGGGGGUAGCUAAGGAGGAGCUUGAGGAGGAGGAGGAGGCGGGGAUGGAGAAGCAUGCGCGGCGGCAGAGCCAGCGGCAGCAGCAGCAGCGGCAGCAGAAGGCGCAGCGACUGCAGCUUCAGAGGGAGAAGCGUGGAGUGGUGGAAACCCCUAAGCAGCGGGGGAAGCAGCUGCAGCGCCAGGUGCCGAUGGGCCCUGCGCCGCAACCCGGGCCGCUGCGGGCGCUGAUCCUGACACCCACACGCGAGCUCGCGUUGCAGGUGUGCAGCCACCUCCAGGUGAUCGGUCGCGUCUGCGGGGUACGAGUGGCGGCCAUUGUCGGAGGUAUCAGUGACGUCAAGCAGGCACGGCUGCUGGCGGCACGACCUGCCGUACUGGUGGCCACACCAGGGCGACUCUGGGACCUCAUACCCCCCUCCACAGACCGCCACGGGCCCCGGGCCGCCGCCCACCUCGCCGACCUCACUCACCUCUCCUUCCUCGUCCUGGACGAGGCGGACAGAAUGGUGGCGCAGGGGCACUACAAGCAGCAGCAGCAGCAGCAGCAGCGCGGCAAGAAGCAUCUGCUGCAGACCUUUGUGUUUUCGGCGACACUGACGUUACCGCUCUUCCUCAAGAAGCGUCUCCGUCGCGGCGGCGGCGGCGCCGGCGGCGGCGCCGCCACCCUGGAGUCGCUUAUGGACCGGGUUCCUUUCCGUACAUCGCCGCCGCCCCGGGUGGUGGACCUGACUCCGCAGCGGCGGCUGGCAGACCGAGUAGCGGAGGCGGCGGUGAACUGCCUGGACACGGAGCGCGACGAGGUUUUGUACUACCUCCUGGCCGUACAUCCCGGCCGUACACUUGUGUUUGCGAAUGCCGUGUCUGCCAUUCGCCGAGUUGCAGCGCUCCUGAAGGCGCUUGGGCUGCCGGCGCUGGCGUUGCAUGCCCAGCAGCAGCAGCGGCAACGGCUGAAGGCUCUGGACCGAUUCCGUUCACAGCCGCAAUCCGUACUGGUGGCUACUGACGUGGCGGCCAGAGGUCUGGACAUCCCGGGAGUGACGACUGUCGUACACUACCAGCUGCCCGCGUCAGCCGACACGUACAUCCACAGAUGUGGUCGUACAGCCCGCGGUUUGGAAGGUGACGGCAUCUCCAUCGCCCUGGUGUCGCCCGCGGAGGCGGCCCGGUUCGCAGGGCUGGGCAGAGUGCUGGGCAGG